AUGGCCCGACCUGAGGCCUUUCAGCGCUAUGGAAAGAAAUACGAUGAUGACCGCUAUUCAUACUCAGAGACGGAUUCUGAUAGUAGUUCUGACAACUCGCCCUCUCUGCCACGAUUUCAACUUCCUAAAGCGAGAACGGACGAUCGAUGGGCUAGGGAUAAGAGGAUGUUGCGAAAGUCGCAGUACGGCAUGCCUUCAAGGGGACAUCUGAAGCCAACAGAUAGCAGUUCAUUAUCGACAAUCCCAUCGAAUUUCUCGUCUUUAUUGGAAUCUACAAAUGAAGAGGAUGAUUUGUCCGAUUUGUACACUCCUGUACAGAAAGCUACGAAGCAUCGUGUACCACCCGUUUUUGCUAUACCCCAAGAAUUGUCACCAGUUAUUGGCGAUUCUAUUGACGAACCACCGGAUGUACCUUCCCUCAGGCUGCAACGAGACUGGCGACCACAGCAAACGUCAACUACCACAUCCUUUCAGCCUUUUAUAUCCUCGUUGCCAAAGACGAAUCCACAUCAUGUCCCAAAAUUUGUCAGUUCUACUCCACGCAUGUCUGUAGCCGGUCGUAUUCCCAUGUACAGUUAUAAUCAGAUUAUUGAAGGAGCCUCACGACCGAGCAGCUAUUAUGGUGAAGAUUCAUGUGAAUUCCCAACAUCAUCGCGCUCUCAGGUUGAGAAUGUGAAACCAACGUUUUAUCGUCCGGAAAACUUUGGAUUGCCGACUGGAGUCGCGAAAAAUGUCGGCAGUGAAGGAAUUUUAUUCUUGUGCAUGACACUGUGUGGCAAUCAACUGAAUGUUAUGAUAAGCGAGGGCGUAUAUUUUCAAGAUCCAUAUCAACCACAGAUUUCUUCGUAUGUUCGGGUUGAGAUGAGACGACGAUGUGGAAAUAGUCGUAAGCGACAUUAUCGUGAGAAAAUUCAAUCGUAUAAAACUCGUAAUUGGAUGGCUACGAAUCGACCAGCAUUCAAUGAGAAGUUCACAUUUUAUAUCGAUGAUGACAAUUACUUCCGUGAUCUGCUAACGAUAAGCGUCUACAAAUUGAAAGCGGACAGUCAUCAACAGCGUAUGCGAAUGUUGGGAUGUAUGACAUUCCCGGUGAAACGGCUGAUGAAGAAGGCCAGAGAAGCGAAUGAUGGUUAUUAUAUUGACGAGAACAUGACGAUGGAUGAAGUUGUAGUGAAUGAAGGUGGAUUUUUCCUGUUGAGCCCUAAGAGAGGUGAAAGGAAGAGUUUCCCCCAGAAUAAAGUGGGUAUUCCUGAUUCGUCAGUUAUUUCUAUGUAA
Molecule: messenger RNA, 1275 nt
Organism: Cooperia oncophora
Lineage: Eukaryota; Metazoa; Nematoda; Chromadorea; Rhabditida; Trichostrongylidae
Source: the annotation of a GenBank genome assembly